GAUAAAGGUGAAGAAGUACUAGAAAAUACGUGUACGCUAAUUUAGUCAAAUAGACCACGCAAUAACUAUUCAGUUAAAUGUUAAAUUCUGGAUGCAAACGUGAAGAAAUUUAGUCCUAUAUUUACACAGAUCAAAUUUUAUUUAAUGAAAGUAAAGAUUUUCUAUGUUGAUUUUUCACACUAUAAAUAUUUAUCUUCGUAAAUUCAUGAAUAACUUUGAUACACAUAUGAGUGCCAUUUGUGUGGAUUUUAUUCUGAAAUGAACUGCACGUUUACCCGGUCUAUAUUCGUAUUGAUAUUAUGCCUUACUCUGUCGACUAUAAUAAAAGGUGUUAACGCUGUCGGAAUUAUUUUCAAUUUCAGGCUACUUUUCCUUCGACUUUGGGAGGAUUUAUGUGCUCGCCUAGGUGGAACUUUCAACUAUUUUCUUCAAUACCUGAAAGCUAAAUAUGGAGGGAUGCAACCAGGAUCUAUGUAAAUGAUUUUGUUUUGAUUGUUUUGUUCUUUUUUGAAUUGUUGACCUUCUUUUAACUGCCGGACUAGUUUUUCUCCUUCAGUAAUGAUCACAGAGGGUUGAAAAGUGGAAAAAUGUCAGAUGAUACAAUGAUUUUAAAUUUAUGUAAACUGUGUGUGUAAAUAUAAUUUGAUGAUGUCAAAUAUUGUGUAAUGCAUUUUGGUUCCAGUAACCUUUUUAUGUCCUAUCCUGUUUGAUGAAUCAGCGUGUUUCUGUAGCAUUGAUACCA
Trichobilharzia szidati is the source of this 742-nucleotide messenger RNA. The record is from the annotation of a GenBank genome assembly. Lineage: Eukaryota; Metazoa; Platyhelminthes; Trematoda; Strigeidida; Schistosomatidae.